Molecule: messenger RNA, 1816 nt
Organism: Ictalurus furcatus (blue catfish)
Lineage: Eukaryota; Metazoa; Chordata; Actinopteri; Siluriformes; Ictaluridae
Gene: mdfic2
Product: MyoD family inhibitor domain containing 2
Exons: 4
Coding region: 209-754 (181 amino acids)
Source: RefSeq, a predicted model, not a curated record
UGUUGUUGUCCUCCAUGACUUUAUCCCUUCUGCAGCUUUACAAACGUAUAAAUAUAUGUUUUUAUGCACUAAUGCUGUAAUAUCGCGGCUUAAGUAAGGGUGGAUGGCUUGAGGAGAUGUCCUCGCGCGCACCAUAAGCUCAGUAUGAAGUGUGUGAAAGCGGUUAUCCUGAGUGUGACGACUUCUUAUUCAUCUUCUAUGUAGCUUAAUGAUGGCUGGAAAAACUGCCAGAAGUGAUGAAGUGAUUGAACAGUGUGACUUUGAUCGAGCCGAGGAGAAAAGCAUCUUGGUUCAAGAUGAUUUUCCAGAUAAGAAGGUGACUAACACAGCUCCAGGCAGGACCCUGCAAAAACUUAGCCCCAUACCUGAGCUUGAUCCUGGAGAAACCAAAGCAGAUGCAGCCUCUACUGGAUCCUCUUAUACCCUCUCCUCUGUGGAUAGGUGUAGCACUGUCUCCUCUUCCACAAACUCCUUACCUGACACUCAGGAUGCUGAAGAUGCCUGUGCGGGGAUCAUACUCAACUGCCUCUUCUGUCAGUUCUAUGAUCUGUGCCUCAUGCUGCCUGACACAUGCAAACGUGCCGCUACUCAAAUCUGCCCAGCCUGCAGCUAUUUGUUUGCUCCAUUAGAACCAGUCCAAAGCAGCGAUUGGAACUGUCACUGCAACAUCGACUGUGACCUAUUUGAUGCCUGCCAAGAAACCAGCGAUUGCCUGGAGUUAGCCAUGGAGAUUUCAGAGAUUUGCUACCGUUAACAUGCUAGCAAAGCCACCAAACUGGGCAGUAGACCUGAAGAACACAGGGCUACUCUGAAGCCAAUGGGUAAUGCAGCAUUGUCAGUAUUACUGCUUAUUUCACAUAAUGCGAGUGUCAGUUGAAAUAUUACAUAAACAUCAUCUAUGAAUGCAGUAUGUCUAUGGAGUUGCCUAAUGGUAAGUUUUGGCAUGCAUCGAAGAAGGGACGAGAGAUGCUGACACAAGCUCUUGUGCAUGCUCAUGGCAGUUUGAUCAAAAUUGUGAAUGUCAUGAGGAGGUGUAAUGGUCAUCAUGUUACCCUUGAGCAUGCAUCCUGUUUCAGUUGGAGUACGGUUGUUUGUUCACACAAACAGCAUGAGAUGUUGUUUCUGUAGGACACUUGUUUUUCUAGAGCCCAUCAACCUUUGCUCUCUUUUUUUGGUAGACCACUCACUCGAGUGCACAGAGAAAACUUAGUAGAUUGUUUCUGUCAGAGGUGAGCUCUUGUCAUGUAAUGGGAAAACAGUGGGAACAGAAUGUACGCAUAUGUGCGUGUUAUUUAUUCAUCCUUCUCUUCUGCUGCCUAAAAGAGAUAUUAGCAGAGACAUACACUAUAUGGCCAAAAGUAUGUGGACACCUGACCGUCAUACCCAUAUGUACUUACUGAACAUCCCAUUCCUCUAGUCUUUUGGGAAAUCUUUCCACAAGGUUUUGAAACACAGCAGUAGAAAUUUCCUAUUCAGCCUCAAGAGCAUUAGUGAGAUCAGGAAAAAAGGCCUGGUGGUGUUCCUAUUCAUUCUGAAGGUGUUCAGUGGGGAUGAGGGGGCUUUUGUGUAUACAACUCAAGUUCUUCCACACCAAACUUGGCAAACCAUGUCUUCAUGGAACUUGCUUUAUGCACAGGGGCAUUGUUCUACUGGAACAUUUUUGGACCGGUUAGGCCUAGAGAAGGGAAAUCUUAAUGCUACAGCAUACAAAGACAUCCUAGACAAUUGUGUGCUUCCAACUUUGUAGCAACAGUUUGGGGAAGAACCGAAUAUAGUGAGGUGGCCAGGUGUCCACAUACUUUUGGACAUGUAGUGU